Messenger RNA from Daldinia caldariorum, 1442 nucleotides. RefSeq lists its product as uncharacterized. The record is from RefSeq and is a predicted model, not a curated record. NCBI's taxonomy places the organism in Eukaryota, Fungi, Ascomycota, Sordariomycetes, Xylariales, Hypoxylaceae. Bases 502 to 1371 code for a protein of 289 amino acids. The transcript has 2 exons.
AUAUCAGGUAGGUAGGUACCUAGGUAACCUUAUGUCUAUCACAACGAAUAUGUUUCUUAACUCUCAGAGCCUCUCAUGCUCCGGGCUAUGGCUAAGUACUUGGUGGGAUUUUUCAGACAGGGAACAGAUAUCUAGAAAAAGCAACAGUCUCCGCAGAUAGACCACGAUUCGAAACAUUAAGGCUGGGUUCGGUAGGUUUAGAAGAUCUCCGGAUUUGCAAUGCAAAUAUCACAGCGUCGGAUAGCUCUCUGUAUGUUGCCAAGGUUUUCGUACUAAAUGUUUUGGAUUGGGCAUUUUUCUUUUCUUCGUAGAACAAAGCGAAUAUCGAAUCAGGCCGGGGUAUCAGCUACCUAUUUUUUCUUGUCGCUAUCAAAACACAUUAUCUUCAGUCAUGAGGGCUUUCAAAUUGGUUCGAUGGGGUGAACCCGGGCAAUACGUCGAGGUACCCCGACCGACGCCCGGGCCCGGAGAUGUCCUCGUCCGCAUGAAAGCCGCCGGCCUAUGCCGCUCGGACCUAGACAUGGUAGACAGCAAGCGCGGGUCGGCGCCGUACGCCAACUCUCUCGACCCGGGGUACAUCCUCGGGCACGAGAACGCGGGCUUCGUAGAGGAAGUCGGCAGCGCGGUGACGGACCUGCGGGUCGGCGAAGCCGUGGCUGUCCACCACAUGCGGCACCGACGGCGCCGAGCAGCACUGCGAGGCGUUCAAGCGCGGCGCGAUCGGCAGGACGCGCGGGUGCGGCUUGGACGGCGGACUCUGUCUUAUACGCGCCGCUCACCGACGCCGGGGCGACGGCGUACCACGCCGUUCAGACCGUCAUCCAACGCCUGAAGCCCGGCACCAGCGCGGCGAUUAUCGGGAUCGGAGGGCUGGGCACGUACGCCGUGGAGUUCGUCAAGCUCCUGUCGUCGGCGCGCAUUUUUGCCGUCGACAAUAUCGAGGCGCGGCUACAGACCGCUAGGGAGGUAGGCGCCGACGAAGUGGUGCUUUUCACGGGCGACGGGACUCCUGCAGGCGAGCAGAUUAUAUCGCAGACAGGGGGCCGAGGGGUGGACGCUAUUGUGAACCUGGUAGGCACCGCAGAUACUCUGCGACUGUCCGCCAAGAUAUCCCGUCCGCGGGGUCGCAUUGUCCUUGUUGGAAUGCAAGGCGGUACGUUGGAGGUGGGAUGGGGUUUGCUAGCUACCAGCUGCGAGUUUGCCAUCAGCUUAGGAAGUACGAGACAGGACUUAAAGGAGGUGUGCGAAUUGGCUAGAGCUGGGAAACUCAGGAUCGACAUCGAGAGGUUUUCCUUUGACGAGUUAGGCGAGGCUUACAAUGCUUUGCGGGCUGGGACGUUAGCGGGGAGGGCGGUUGUGGUAUUUCCAUAGACAUCAAAGUUUCAUGGUAUUUAGUCUUUAUUGUAUUCCCAUUAGGUUUAUUGCAAAAGUUAUCUGACGAG